Messenger RNA from Closterium sp. Naga37s-1, 3807 nucleotides. The record is from the annotation of a GenBank genome assembly. Lineage: Eukaryota; Viridiplantae; Streptophyta; Zygnematophyceae; Desmidiales; Closteriaceae.
GCAGUGGUAUGGGAGCAUGAGAGCCGGGUGAUUUUUCAGCUUCAGCAGUGGGUCAAGACAUCCACCGCUCUGCACCGCUACAACGCAGGGCAAGAGGACGAGUCAACAUCUUGCGAGAUAAGCCCUGUCCAGAUAACGCCUGCUGGGGCGGGUACGACCUGCAAGCUGCCGACCAGCGUUGUGGUAACCGGCUCGCUUGACUGCACCGACAGCGCCUCCUUCUGCUCCGCGCUUCAGUCCUCCCUGCAGCGAAUGGGCUGCUGCCACGUGGCGCUUCUGGAGCCACAUAGCUUCGGCGGGGGAGGGCAGGCAGGGAGUCAAGCUGUGUUGAGCGUGCUGCAGCAGCUGACGGGGAAGGCUGGGAAGGUCCCUGACAUGGCUGCCCUCUCCGCAUGGCACCAGGCUCACACCAGUGCUGGCAGCGGGGGUAGCGUAGCUGGCUGCAGUGGUGAUGUGUGCUCCAUAGCUGUGGUGGUGGCGGACGCGCCUGCAUGCAGCAGCAGUGCCCUGCAUGCCUUGAUCGGUGUCCUCAGCGAGUGGCGCAGCACCCUCCCUUUUGUCCUCAUCCUCACUGGCGUCCACUCCUUGCCGUCCAUCCCCCGCCUCCUGCCGCCCAGCACCCUCCCCCACCUCCACCUCUCCACCUUCCGCCUGCCCUCUCCGCGCCUCCUCCUCGACCCCCUCCUCCUCUCCGCCCUUCUACAGCCCUUGUCCUCCCCUCCCUCACAAUCACCACCAAUCCCUGCAGCAGCAGCAGCAGCCGCAGCAGGAGUGGGAAUAGGAGGAGCAGGAGCAGGAGCAGGAGCAGGAAGAGGAGCAGGGACAGGAGCAGCAGCAGCGGUGACAGUGCCAGUAGUUCUCUCGCACUCAGCCUGGGCAGCACUGUGGGAGUCGUUUGAGCUGCACGAUGGGUCCAUGCAGGGGCUCAAGCGCUGCCUCAAGACCCUCCUUCACAACCACUUCUUCAGCGCACCCUCGCUCGCCACACUGGGUGCAUCUGACCCUCCUCCCGGGUCUGCCCUCCACAGCACCGCUGCAGUGCCACCUGCAUCAGCUGCACCUGCCUCUGCUGCACCUCCCCCAGUCGCGCCUCCCCUGCUGAGCCAAUGGGCGUCCGCUGUUCAGGCGCUCUACCUGCUCCUCCUCCGCCUGCACCUCCUCCUUCCCCACUCCGCACACCUCCUCGCCUUCCUCCUCGCCUCCUCCCACCCCUCUCUCACUCCCCCACACACUCCCUCACCAGAAUCCCUCCUCCGCCUCCUCUCCUCCCUCACCCCUCUCCCUCCCAUCUCCCUCACACCAUCAAUCUCCUCGCCCAUUCCUCCGAAACGAUACAACCCCGCAACAAAUGCGGGUUCGCCCAUCAGCCCUGCACCAGGAGCAGAACAAGGGAGCUGGAGUUCUCCCAUCUCCCCAGCGCCUACAGCAAUUCAGAUUGCCCUCAGAUCAGGGUCGUAUGGGAGCCAUGCGCCUCCUGCUGCUGCUGUUGCUGCGGCCGCUGCGGCUGCUGGUGCUGCUGUGCCAACUGUGGGCCAGGUGUUGAGUCACACGGAGUGCUUGCAGCGCGUGGUGCAGGGGACAAAUGCACUGGCGAGCUGCUCGUUCUGCACUCUUUCAACUCGUGCACCCUCCCUUCCUUCAUGCUUCACACGCCCUGCUUUUCUCCCUGUCUCACACACUUUCCUCUCCUCCCUGUCUCACACACUUUCCUCUCCUCCCUGUCUCACACACUUUCCUCUCCUCCCUGUCUCACACACUUUCCUCUCCUCCCUGUCUCACACACUUUCUUCUCCUCCUGUCUCACACACUUUCCUCUCCUCCCUGUCUCACACACUUUCCUCUCCUCCCUGUCUCACACACUUUCCUCUCCUCCCUGUCUCACACACUUUCCUCUCCUCCCUGUCUCACACACUUUCCUCUCCUCCCUGUCUCACACACUUUCCUCUCCUCCCUGUCUCACACACUUUCCUCUCCUCCCUGUCUCACACACUUUCUUCUCCUCCUGUCUCACACACUUUCCUCUCCUCCCUGUCUCACACACUUUCCUCUCCUCCCUGUCUCACACACUUUCCUCUCCUCCCUGUCUCACACACUUUCCUCUCCUCCCUGUCUCACACACUUUCCUCUCCUCCCUGUCUCACACACUUUCCUCUCCUCCCUGUCUCACACACUUUCCUCUCCUCCCUGUCUCACACACUUUCCUCUCCUCCCUGUCUCACACACUUUCCUCUCCUCCCUGCGCCUGCCAGGCAAGAGUUGGAAGAGGUGGAGAGGAGGCACACGGGGAAGGAGAGAAGCAACGGGCAUCCAGAAAAGCUGCGCAAAAUGACAGGAGAGGCAGGGAAUGCAGGGGAGGAAGGGGAGGUAGCUGAGGCAGGCAGGACAGGAGAGAUAGCUAAGGCAAGAGAGGAAGGAGGGGAUGGUGAUGUGGAGGAGGUUGCAAGCGGGCGAGAGACCGCAGGGAGGGGAGAAGGAAAGGAAGGAGUGAAGGGGGAGGGAGAGCAGGGCGAGGCGAGGGGAGGGGGUGGAGAGUGGGCGUGGGAGGCGGGAGGCGAGGCCAGAGCAGAGAGGAUGCUGGGGUGGCUGGAGCUUGCGUGUGCCAAACUGCCUGAGCCCCUCCGCCUGGUUCAGCAGAUUCAAGCCUCUGUGGAAGCAGCCGUACGCCGAACCAAAGCAGAAAGAGCAGCAGCAGCGGCAGCAGCAGCAGCAGCAGGAAAGCGGAAAGGAGGAGAUUUGAGGGACGAGAAUGAGACGGAGAGUCGGAAUGGCGUGGACGGUACCAAGCUCAGAUCCGGCAAUUCGGCUAAGGGAGGGUUAGCUGGGGGAGGGUCAACAGGAGGAGCUGCGGUGAAAGGAGCAGAUGUUUUGGGUGGGAAAGGCAUGAAAGGAGGGGUGGCAGGUGCGGAUGCUGCGAGUAUGGCACAGAGGGGUUCGAGUGCUGCGAUGAGGAGAAGGUGGGUGGAGAGGGAUGAAGUGCGGUAUGGUAGGGCCGUGCUGCUCCAAUCAGCGGCGGCACCACCGGCAUCAGUAGCGUCAGACCGUCCCGCUGCACCCCGUCCUUCCCUGCAGCAUGCAGCAGCCCGUGCUGCUGCCCCCCCGAGGUCGCUGUGUGACCAGCUGCUGCCACACGUGGCAGGGAAGCUGCAAGCCCUGCUGGCGUGUCUCGUGCGCCUCUGUGCAGCAGACUGGUCCUCCCACCCGCACCUACAGCCGUUCAUAGUCAAAGCCCCUGCAUCCCUCGCAGCCUACCCUGCUGGGGCCGCUGUGCUCUCCUCCCUCCGCUCUGACCUCUCCUUGCAACAGCAGCAGCAGCACGAGGAGGAGGAGGAGGAACAGCAACAGCAACAGCAACAGCAACAGCAACAGCAGCAGCAGCAGCAGCGCGGAGUUCAAAUGCAAUUGAUGGAAGCGCGAACAGCUCUGGAUAUCAUCAGCUUCACUAAACGGCCAUCUCAGAAGGAUCUUAUGCCGCCGCCCCUUGAGUCAUCUCAGAGGCCGCUUCUCAAGGCCCCUCACAAGGCCCCUCAAAAGCAUAUCGUGCCAGCGCCCUCACGCAAAGAUCACACUUUGGGGGUGACUGAAAAGUCGUCUCAAGGAGGUGUGAUACCCGCAGCGUCGACAGCGCAUGACACGGGUCGCCUGGCCCAGUUCCUGGCAGCAGCAUCAGAGCUGCAGGUGCUGGGGGUGCUGCACCCCAUAAAUGUGGCUCGGUUCCUGGCAGCAGUGUCAGAGCUGCAGGUGCUGGGGGUGCUGCACCCUUCCUCCCGCCGCCGCACUCGCUCCAUGCACCGUGCCCUGCUGCCGUGA